UCAUGGCGGACAAUCUCAUGUCGCUGUGUGCUGCAUUAGCAGUUUCAUUUAUAGCGAUUAUUUUAGGUGUACAUGUCACAGAAUUAGAUACAAACUGGUGUCUUCUAGUAGUCGCGGCCGCAUUUGUUGCUGUUUUGAGUCUAUAUAGUUUCAUUGGAUGCCAUCAGGGGAAAACGCGCCAUGUCUGUGUACUUGUCUUGGGUGAUAUUGGACGCAGCCCUCGUAUGCAGUAUCAUGCAAUCUCCCUCAGCAAACACGGAUACAAAGUAUCUUUUGUUGGAUUCCUUGGCACGAAACCCCACGAGGAAGUCAGUGCAAAUGAACACAUUACAAUCAUUCCAAUUUCCGAAGUCAAAGGACUUGGAGUUGGACCCAAGAUUCUGAAAUAUGUCACCAAAGUGGUGUUGCAGUCACUGCAACUUUUCUAUACAUUGCUGAAUCUCGAGGACCACUCCCAUGUCCUCAUGCAGAAUCCUCCUGGGUUGCCAAGCAUUGCUGUGGCUUGGCUGGUGUGUGGUUUGCGUGGAACUAAGUUCAUAAUCGACUGGCACAACUAUGGAUACACUAUAAUGGCUCUCACCCAUGGACAGAAGCAUCCAAUUGUACGGGUUGCUAAAUGGUACGAGAAAUUCUUUGGUAGGUUUUCUAGUCAUAACUUGUGUGUGACCAAGGCCAUGAGAGAGGACCUCCUGAAGAACUGGAAGAUCACGGCAACAACCUUGUACGACAAGCCUCCACUAAUAUUCAAAGAGACUCCACUCGAAAGUCAACACCAGCUUUUCAUGAAGAUGGCCAAGACCUAUCCACAGUUUCAAGCAAGCGAGCCCAUGAGUGAAGACAUGGAGCUGACGGCAUUUACCCAGCGCAGUGAGAGCUCUGGUGCUGUCAGCCCAGUGCAGAAGAGACCUGCCCUGCUACUGAGCAGCACCAGCUGGACAGAGGAUGAAGAUUUCUCAAUUUUGCUGAAGGCCCUUGAGGACUAUGAGGACUUUGUGAAUGAGGGUGAGACCCUCCCAGAACUAGUAUGCGUCAUCACAGGCAAAGGCCCUCAAAAAGAGUACUACAAAAAACUUAUUGAAACCAAGAGUUUCAAGCACAUCAAGAUUUGCACCCCUUGGCUAGAGGCGGAAGACUACCCUCAGUUGCUUGGUUCUGCUGAUCUGGGAGUCUGCCUGCAUAAGUCCUCCAGUGGCCUUGAUCUUCCUAUGAAAGUAGUGGACAUGUUUGGCUGUUGCCUCCCUGUCUGCGCCAUACACUUUCAGUGUUUAGAUGAACUGGUGAAGCAUGAUGAAAAUGGAUUAAUAUUUCAGGAUUCAAAGGAGUUGGCCACACAGUUAAAGUUGCUGCUGUCUGAUUUCACCAGCUGGAAAGGUAAGCUAGGUGUCUUCAGGAGGAACCUGAGGUCCAGCGGGCAGCAGAGAUGGGAUGAGAACUGGGAUAAAACUGUCCUUCCUCUACUGACGGCUAAUAACAGAUGACCAAAACCAGAGACAUUUUAUUUAGGAGGAGACGGUUCAAAAACGUGUCCAUUGAAAUGAAUGGGGACAAUUCAUAACGCCAACAUGGCAUGUGCUUGCACAUCUCCUACCUGUCUGGCAACAACAGCCAACUGCUUGUUGAGCUGCCCACUGUGCGCAGUCAUUGAUUCAAUCAUCGACGCGUAAGCUUUUACGUCAGCUCAAACCAAAUCGGUAUGCCUUCGGAAUAUCUGCUCCCGAACGGUGGCAGAUUAGAUGUGCAACUCACAUUGGGUAGCUACGGUACCCACAUGGGGUUGCCACAGAGUCCGUGCAACUUGAUCCUGUUGGCUGCGAAACAGAAUAUGAUGUUGUGAAGUGCUACACAUGCACAGUUCAAAAUUAGCAGUAAUAAAACAAAUGUUUUAUAGCAUUACUUUGCUAUAUGCGACCAAUCCUAGAUAGCCAUUGUACUCUGGUUUUCAUUGCGAUCCCAACCAUGCGGUUUGUGUAUCGCUCAGUUGUCCCAUUCCUGUUUUUCUCAUUCAUUCUGAGAUGCCCAUGGCUUUACUAUUCUGAAAAUAGUUGCCCUGAGGCAUCGCCAAGAUGGCUGCACAGUGAAAUGACUUAUGGGAAAAUUACUGUCAAAACUGACUACGGGUGGAUUCCAAUAUGCGGACUCCUGUCCUUGACCUCUGCUUGUGGCCUUGCGUUUCGCUGAUGCCCCGCCUCCAUGGAGAGAAUUAAGUUUCCCCGCUGUCAGCCUAGCCACAACAACUUUUGGGGGACUGUUCUUCAUUCACCAUCCCAAUUGCGAAUGAGAAAAUUACAUUAAAAUUGCACUUUUGCAAGAUAUUGAAUUUAACUUUGGUCGCCGCUGACGUCAUCACGAGGCCACCAGCAUGCAAGGGAGGACGGGAGUCCGCAUAUUAGAAUGCACCCAUGAUUGGUGCUCAACAGGAAGAAUAUUGGGUUUCAGGGUUUUGUUGUUUGAGUAUUUCUUUUUUUUUCUAUGACAUUCUAGGCAUUGGGUUUCAGGGUUUUGUUUUUUUGUCCCAGUAAAAUUAGUUGUAUUUUUCUAUGACAUUCCGGAGAUUGUUCUUAAAGAAAACAAUGAAAUAUGUA
This is a messenger RNA of Engraulis encrasicolus (European anchovy), 2582 nucleotides long. It is a transcript of the gene alg1, whose product is annotated as ALG1 chitobiosyldiphosphodolichol beta-mannosyltransferase. NCBI's taxonomy places the organism in Eukaryota, Metazoa, Chordata, Actinopteri, Clupeiformes, Engraulidae. Gene Ontology annotation, molecular function: mannosyltransferase activity. Gene Ontology annotation, cellular component: endoplasmic reticulum. The transcript is spliced from 13 exons. The record is from RefSeq and is a predicted model, not a curated record. Bases 3 to 1478 code for a protein of 491 amino acids.